This is a messenger RNA of Coniosporium apollinis CBS 100218, 786 nucleotides long. RefSeq lists its product as uncharacterized. Lineage: Eukaryota; Fungi; Ascomycota; Dothideomycetes. The record is from RefSeq and is a predicted model, not a curated record. The transcript is spliced from 2 exons. Bases 1 to 786 code for a protein of 261 amino acids.
AUGCCUACACACGCGAUCUUAGGAGCAACAGGCUCAACAGGAGCCGCGACUCUGCACUAUCUCCUCGAAACACAGCCGGAAGACUUACGGAUCAACAUCUUCGUUCGGAACAAAGCGAAGCUCCUGUCGGCAUUCCCUCAGCUAGAGAAGAUAACGAGCCCAGAGAUCCACAUCUACGUUGCGCCCAUCACGGAUCGCGAGACGCUCACGGAAUGCCUUCACGGAGCAGAAGUGAUCUACAACUGCAUCGCGGGCAACCGAUCCAAGCGCGGAAUGGACAUCGCCCAACAGGGAGCAGCAGGCAUCAUCGACGCACUCAAGCGACUCAAAACCGAAGAUCUCGAAGAGCCGCCAACCGUGCUGGUGAACCGGACCAUGUUCUAUAACGAAACCAUCGACAACGACAUGUCCGGUUUCCAGAGGAAGAUCGCCGAAUUCCUCCUGCACUUUCCCUACACCGACAUCAAGAAGGCGGAGCUGCUGUACCGACACGAAGCCGAGCAGCCGAAACCUAUAUUCAGUUUCAUCCUGAUGGACGGCCCGGGCUUGCACGAUUCCGUGAGCAUGGAGCGGACGGGCCACAAGCUCGUUCUCACGCAUGAAAAGGUCGGCAAGGAGCUGAACUACGCCGACUUUGGCGCUGCGUGGGUAGAGGCGGCGUCCAGGAAGAAGGAGUUGCGGAAUCGCGAGGUCGCGGUGGGUUCGACAGGGAAGGUGAGGACGGAGUAUUCGGUGCUGUUGGGUUAUCUGUGGCAAGGUCUCCUGGCACAUAUCAUCCCGUGGUAA